Pseudo-nitzschia multistriata is the source of this 1821-nucleotide messenger RNA. Lineage: Eukaryota; Bacillariophyta; Bacillariophyceae; Bacillariales; Bacillariaceae. The record is from the annotation of a GenBank genome assembly.
UCACUCAUUCAAGCCAUUUUCAACAAUUGUGCAAAAUGAACUCAUUCAGACAAAGGCACCAUCUACGGAAGAGAGAACCGCAACUUGGUCCGUUCGUGUUCAAUAUGGAWAUGCUGCAAAAUCAUGUUUUCUUCCAAUUGGUGCGAAAAAACUUGGUCUUGUGAAAUAGUAGUGUAAUGGAUUUGUUCGAAGCAUUUCGGUGUCUGGAGCUUGAGRCGGUGGCAUGUGUGAGCUAUAACGACUACACAGUKAAAGACGUCGAAAAAUGUUUUCGGCAGCAAGCUCUGAAACAUCACCCCGAUAAAGGUGGUGAUACCUCUUAUUUUCAGCUACUACAGCGUGCCAAAUGUAUUUUGCUAGAUCAUAUUUGCGUGAACGGUCGAAGGUCGUCGUUCAAACUAAAUGUUGGAAAUGAUACGAACUCGACAGCAGUGAGUACAUUAUUGUUCGAACACAAGCAUCGAACAUGCAUUCGCCASGUCUUCGUCCUUCGAGGAAAUACAGAGAACGURAUAGCGGCUACAGAUGAUGGUCUUAUYUGUAUAGAAUCUAAAAGGGASGCGAAUCAUUGCAUUUCGGGUGGUUUUGGAAAGAUGAUUCCAUUCGCUACGCAUCGCGAUAGUUGCUUCUUUCUAUGUUGUACGGCAUGCCAGUCAGCCUCAACAAAUAUUAUCUAUGCUGGUACGAAGGAUGGUUUCGUAUACCGGAAUGAUAUCUCGACAAGCCAAAUUGCAUCAUGGCAACAUCCGACUAGAAAAAGUAUUGUUUCUAUAUCCACGGUUCAAAAUUKGGUGGCGAUUGCGAUUGUGAAUGAAGGGGUGUGUGUACUAAAUUUCGAGAAUARCAUGGAUCGACCGACCAUCGUWUGGAAUACCCCUAUUGAUACUUGGAUGCACGUUGCUCGCCAAAAUAAGCCUUCCUGGAACAUCUCCCCCGAAACCAUACUUCUAGAGAGAGCCUCCAAUUCUAAUAGUUUGAAUUUAUGGAUYGGAGGGAGCGACAGCAACACCGGAAAACUUUUGAUGUGGGAACUUGAUAUAGAAAAGGAUCUAUUUGAACGAGAUCUUAUCGACUCAAUGCAUGAUGAUUUCUGUGAAUACAGCUUUGGUAGUAGCGAGGGGGACAGCGACAGUGAYGGCAAUGUAAGUGYGGAGAAUGCYCCUGCAAUCAACAUGUCGGUUGAAGAAGGACCGAUCUAUUCUCUGGCAAAACACGAUCGGACUGUUGCUGUUACUUCUGGACAUCAUGUCUUAGUUUGGGACUGCAGAGACAAAGCCGACUCUCRCGAUGAUCAGCUCUAUACAAAAAAUCUUACUAGGGUUCAGACAAUUGAUACCAAUAACCAAACUCUUUACACAGUKUGCAUGAAUGCAAGAUUUCUUGCAGCAGCGGGAUCUGGGGAAUCUAUAAUGGUUUGGGACAGAACUUUAUGGUCUCUACUGCAUUACCUUCCAUUGCAAAUGACUUCAAGUUGUUGCCUUGCAACCAACUGCAUAAUGACUCUGGACUGGUUUCAAGAUGAUUCUGGAAUGCUGGUGUCUGGGGGUUAUGAUGGUAUUGUAACACUUUGGACUUUGGCAAAUAGGCUCAAAUAAUAAUUAUUGUAAUGGCAAUCAUACUAGUAGUAAUAACCAGCAGCAAAAGUCCUUUGAGAACUAGUACUAUUACUGUGUAAAUCUACUUUCUUUUGGAGUAACCACUGUGGGUAUCUUGCUACUACUACUACUAGUACCCCAGUUCAUUAUGGUAUAGCACCAGAAGAAAGAAAGAAUUACAUUUAGUGCCACUAUGUAGUAAUUGAAAUAAUUGAAUACACCCUAG